Molecule: messenger RNA, 3328 nt
Organism: Rhipicephalus microplus (southern cattle tick)
Lineage: Eukaryota; Metazoa; Arthropoda; Arachnida; Ixodida; Ixodidae
Product: carcinine transporter
Biological process (GO): transmembrane transport
Cellular component (GO): membrane
Molecular function (GO): transmembrane transporter activity
Source: RefSeq, a predicted model, not a curated record
CAGUUGACAAUGGCGUCGGACGCGACAAGGGCCAUGUGAUGUCGUUCCGUCGUCUGCAUAAGCAUCGAAAAUAGCCAUUAAACCGCGUUCUCCGAAACCACCGACACCCGCUGCGCUGUCGCAUCUCUCUUUGGGACUUUUUCCAGAAAACGGCUGCAAGUGGUGGGGCCUAGAAUAGCGAGAUGGAUUUUAACGCUGCACUGACCGGGGCCGGCGACUUCGGCACUUAUCAGAAGCUGCUGGUGCUGUUGCUUGUGGUGCCUUCUGGCGCUCUGUGCGCGCUCGUUUACUUUACCCAGUACUUCAUUAUUCUCAUCCCCGAGAAUUACUCGUGCCACCUUGCCGAGGUUCCCCAAGCUCUGUUGAACGCAUCCAAUCUCACAUCCGACCUUCUCAAGACUCUGGCAUUGCCUCCAGAUGAGGAAGGCAGCGCAAAGCUCAGCCAGUGUCGCAUGUAUGAUGUCAACCUAACAUCUCUCUUUGAGGCUGGCACUGUGGAGGCAAAUGCUUCGUGGGAUACAGUAAGCUGCCGCGAUGGCUGGGACUAUGAUUUUGGCAACCUUUAUCCAACAAUUGCAACAGAGCUGAAUAUGGUGUGUGACCAAAGUCACCUUUCAUACUAUAUACAAACAUUUUUCUACGCCGGAACCAGCAUAGGCUCAGUAUUUUUUGGCUUCAUUGCUGACAGGUACGGCCGAAAGCCGUCAAUAAUCCUAAGCUAUGCCUUGGCAUGGCUGGCUGGUUUGGUAUCAUCUUUUGUGAAGAACCUUGUUGGCUUCACCAUCCUGCGCUUUCUUGUGGGAAUGUGCAUCAUUCCACUUUCGGAAGAUCCCUAUGUGCUCAGCCUUGAAUACAUAGGACCUCGCUGGAGAACGCUGCCCAUAGUGCUGUGGGCACUGUCAUACAUUGUCUUCUCAAUGCUGUGUCCAUGGCUGGCUUAUGGCAUUCAAAACUGGACCUCCCUGUCUGUCUGCACGAGCAUGCCAUUGCUGCUGAUCGUCCUCUUCAUGAGGUUUGUGCCGGAAUCGGCCAGCUGGCUGCUGACGCGAGGUCGCAAUGAGGAUGCAGUGAAGUACUUGCGCAGGGUGGCCUUCUUCAACAAGAGGGAUAUCCCUGACAACCUGGAACUGAAGACAGAUAGGGGGGUUAAGGAAGAUGCCAAGAGAGUCACAUUUCUGGACCUGUUCCGCACACCGAGGAUUCGCAAGCACUCCGUGCUGAUGCUGUGUGCAUGGUUUGUCACGUACUGCUGCUACCACACCAAUGUCUACAACACGUCAUUCCUCGGCACAGAUGUAUACCUCUCGUACACGUUGGGCUCUCUAGUGGAACUGCCUGGAUUGCUGCUUGUGCUGUUUGGCUUGGACACGCUUGGUCGCCGUUGGCCGAUGGUUAUUGUGACGGGUGUUGCUGGCAUUGUUGGCAUCCUGUCCAUUCUCUUCCGCAACGGUUCCCAUGUCUCUGUACUGGUGCUGAGCCUUUUGAUGAGGGUGUGCCUGACAGCCGAGUACGACACCAUCAUGCAGUACUCUGCUGAGGUGUACCCAACUGUUCUCAGAGGUCGCGGCUUGGCGUUACUACGCUUUGCCGGCACCCUCAGUCUCUACGUUAGCCCACCUAUCGUCUACUUGUCUCGCCUGGACCCCACAUACCCAAUGCUCAUCACUGGCGUCAUGUCUCUGGUUUUGAGUAUCCUCUCCUUGUUCCUGCCUGAAACCAAAGGCAAGCACAUGCCUCAGACGCUGCAAGACGGAGAGCUUUUUGGAGCAGACCAGCGUAUCUUGGAUUUUCCUUGCCUCGGUGACAAAGGCGAGCCAACGCGUUGUGAUUCACCCAAUGCAUCUGCUGCAGUGAGCUGCUAGGCAUCGUCGAUCUGCAAUUUUAAUCUACAAAUGCUCGGCACAAUCAGCAUCAGACUGGGUCAUUAGCAGGUUUAGUUUUGUUAUUGUGAGGAAAACACUCAAAGGUCAGAAAAGGUAGCUUAUUUCAUAUUUUUUUAUGAAGUUUGCGGUUGUUUCAUAUUGUUGAUUACAUUCACAAUUCAACUAUGAGCUAGCAAGUGAUGCCUUGGUCUUUUUUUUUAUGUCCAGCAACAAUUGUACAUUUUCUACCAGGUAAGAUGGUGCGUAAGUGUGUCUGUAAUAUUUCUCUUUGACUUGUAAUAUUGUAGUCAACAGUUUUUCAGGAUGUUCUCUCUGAGAUUGAGUUGAAUGCUUCUGCAGCUUGCAUUCUACCUGGAACUACUGAUAUAUGUGACCAUAUUGUUUUGUUGUUUUACUGGCCACAAGCACACAUUGCAUUAUAGGAUGUCUUUCACAGAAUCCAUUUCCCAUCCUUAUAUAUGACUUCUUAAGCUAUGAAAUGUGAUUUAGUGAACAGAACUUGCAUAUGUAUGCUACUUCGUGCAAGGUUAGCCCAAAGUACAGACAAACAUUUAGUGUACAUUGUAGAAAGUUACUUGCAAAUCAUUGCUGAAGAAGCCUUAUAUUUUGUCUAUUGACAAAGUGAUGAAAGCUUUAUUAGCUUUGUAGGAAUGGAAGUGCCUUAUAAAAGAGCUUUUUUUUUUUGCCUACUACGAAGUGGUUGUAAUCACCAGGGGCAUAGACACAUAAUUUGUAGUUGCUAAGUAAAAAUGUACCCUAUAAGCUUUCAUUACAAUAUUUUGGUGUUCACUUUAAAAAAGACAUACUUAUUAAGGAAGCAUGUACUUUGUAAAGUACUUUUGCAAAUUCUAUACCGGUAAAAAUGUGUGCUUACCACAAUCCUGUAGGAUAGCGCUUGCUUAGUCACAGCACAGUCAGCUGUGAGAUGGGAGCCUUGAAUUUGCGCAUAUUUCUUCGUAAUGGCUAGUUGCAAUUUGUACAAUGUAAUCUUUUACAUUAACUUAUUGAUCAUGCAUUUAUAUAAUGUCAGUGUUGUACUUUAUGCCAAAGGCUCACGCUGUAGUGCAAGUGACCAAAAGUGUCUACCGAUUUUUGGUGGUCUUGUCUGUCAUUACUAUUGUCAGAUAAUAUAACGUAGGAAGCCUUGCCGUAACUUACCUGUCUUGGUCAUGUCCAGUUGCCACAAUCGGUUCACAAUGUACCAGUGCCACAGUUCAUGAAGGGGCAAGUAAGCAGGCAGUAACGCCACCUUUGCAACUCGCCUUCACACAUUCACAUUUACUGGCUUGAGACAAUGUAAUAUCCAUCUUUGCUUUUCAUGCACAAUGACUUUGCAUGUAAUACCAAGUGUAUGACAUGCAACAUGUGGGGAUCAUGGGUCAGGUUUAGCUCUGGUAGUUGCGUUGUCUUCAGCACGUUAAGUUAUUUACGUGUACUAACCAUUC